AUUGAAAUGCCAAAUUGCAUACUGGAAGCUGAGGAAACUACUUUAAGCCUCUGCAAGUGCUGUUUAGCCUUAUUUUACAGCCCCAGAGGCAGAAUUGGAUCUGUCGCUUGCUGGCAUGGCAAAGGAAAGAUUGUUUUGGGAGCAUAGACCCUUUUUUGCCCUCUGCCUCUGUAGUUGCAAGCAGUUGCUAAGACUGACUAACUGCAGAAUGUCAGAAUUCACUAUCCAGGCAAAAUAAGCCUUGACAGAAAAUCAUCUUGUGCUUCUGGACUUCUGGCAUACUCUCUCCAUUUCAUUCCUUAAUACCACGGUUGUGUGUAUCUCUGGAUUUGUCUGGCUGUUUUUUCAGAUGAAGAUAUCAAGAAAUAUAAGUGCAAGUUUUACUGCUUUGGUAGAGGAUCAGGUCUCUGAAUCGGCUACUAUUUCAAACAUAAAGCUCUGCAUUUUGGCUGACCUUACCUAUUGGAAAGACUAAGUGCUUUUUGGUUUUAUGCUGCGCUUUUACAAAUGCCUGUGAUGUAAAGUGGAUCAGGUGGUAUGCCUGUGCCUUGUAAAAGUCAAGAAACAAUUUCUUUCACUAUUGGAGCAAACACUAAAUUCUUAUGUUGAGGAGGUAGUUCAUAUUAGGAAAGAAAUUGGUCUGGGGAGCUCGAAAGCUUCAGGUUCUGUAAGUUAUGCGUUUGUGAUUUGCUCUUUGCUGGCCACUUUCUAGGACUUCCUCCUUUGUCCCCAAACACGAUGAGCAAUUUGUGAACUAACUUUUAUUUUUAAAUCAAGCUGCUGAUAGGGAAUUUUCAGGUUGUUGCAGGGAACGUUUUUCAAGCUUUUCAGCAGUAACAGAAUACAAGAUUUUUUAGUGGUGCUUAUGGAUUUACAGAUUUAGUCUAUCCCUGGCAAAAGCAGAGGUGUGAAGUAGGGUACUAGAUAUAUGCUUUAAUUGAGAUUAUCUUUAAAGUUGAAGAGGAAGAGGUACUGCUGCAGAACCUGCAUCUGCUUUAAUUUCUGAGACAACGAAGAGAUGUACGCAGGUCGUGGCCACAGAUAUGUCUGUUUGAGAUGAGAGGAAGAACAAUGAUUUUAAGUCUCUAGGUGAUGUUUUGGGUGGGUGAGUGAUAACUGGUCGACGGUCGGAUGUGUUAACCUGCUUAACUUGACAUGAAUGCCAGGAAAUCUCACGUGUUUGGUGUGCUGAAGAAGCACUAGUUUUGCCAGUAUGUUUACUAACAUAAUUGUCUUUCUAACUUAUUAUGCUAGUCUAGUGUAAACAUAACGCCAGCUUCUUCAAAGAAACCUCAGUCUCUUCUAAUUUCUUCAUACCUGAUAUUUCUAAGAGAUGCCUGACUUAAGAACCGGCUAAGCAUCCUCAAUCCUUAAAGAUGUUGUGUCAGCAUAUGGUAUUCAGUGAGUCACAAGGCUAACUGUAUUAUGGCUGGUGUGGGGAGGAAAAAAGUUGAUGCUGAUGAGAUAAAACGACUAGGAAAGAGAUUUAAGAAGCUUGAUUUGGACAACUCUGGCUCUUUGAGUGUGGAAGAGUUCAUGUCUUUACCUGAAUUGCAACAGAAUCCAUUAGUACAGCGAGUAAUAGAUAUAUUUGACACAGACGGAAAUGGAGAAGUAGACUUCAAAGAAUUUAUAGAAGGAGUCUCCCAGUUCAGUGUCAAAGGAGACAAGGAACAGAAGUUGAGGUUUGCUUUUCGCAUCUAUGAUAUGGACAAAGAUGGUUACAUCUCGAAUGGAGAGCUCUUCCAGGUUCUGAAGAUGAUGGUUGGGAACAAUCUCAAAGACACUCAGUUACAGCAAAUUGUAGAUAAAACCAUAAUUAAUGCAGAUAAGGAUGGUGAUGGAAGAAUAUCUUUUGAAGAAUUCUGUGCUGUUGUAGGAGGCCUAGAUAUCCACAAAAAGAUGGUCGUAGACGUGUGACUCUGUAGGGCACCACCCAACACUUUUGCUUUCUUCUCCAUCUCUGAAGAUCUGCUCAAGACGUCCAGCAAUGCUCUCUGUGUAUUUAAAUGGAAGUAUUUUUCUCUGUGAAGCCACAUUUUCCAACAUGAGCCUCAUGAAGCCAACUAAGUGUUAUUGAACUUUUAUUCUCUCAAUAACUCAGUGUAGCACUUUAAAGUCUGAAGGACAGCAAAGAUGGAAAGAGCAUAUCAGUGUGGUGGAGAAAGGGAAGGGGUUGGCUUUUUAAUUUAUUUUUCUUCAUCUUUUAUAACAAGGAAAUAUCUAUCUAUAUAUAUGUGUGUGUAUUUAUAUAUAGAUAUAUAUGUAGCUUUCUAUAUGUAGUAGCUAGGUGGGCUUUAAUUUAAUAUACUUGAUUCAGAAACAAAACUAGAGUACAAAGUGCCAAGCAGAAUAUUAACAGUUCAAUGUAUGGAUAUACAUCCUUACUUUUAUUUCACACAGUUUUAUAUAUAUAGUAGAAGAAUGUAAAAUUUUAACUGGGUGUUAGGUCAGCUCUUUUCCUUUCCUGUGACUGUUCAGAUGUUUCUAUAUAUUGACUGGCUGACAAAGCAUUGCUUAUUAAUUCACCUUAAAUACAUUUUUUUGUAACACAGGAGACUAAGUUUAUUUAUACCUGUUAAUAUAUUACCAGGGACUGUGUCUCUUUGCUAAAUAACUUAGUAUCAGUUCUACUUAGUACGAGAAUAUAGUUUAAUGCUACUGCCAAGAACUAGCCCUCGUGUGCAUCUAGUGACUGCGGAAUGCUUUGAUGGCCGCUAGAUUUCAUCACCUAGGAACUGGGAGCAGUUAACAGCUGUCCUGAAGUUAAGGCAAAUCUGCUGUUCUGGAUUUGUUUUAGAUACAGCUGCUUAAGGUGUUAAACGCAUUCAUGAUUUUCUCUUGUGCUUAGCUUAAUGAAACUAGGAUUGACAUAACUGUGCAGGAUUCCCAUCUACUUAUUUUAUACCGUUACUUAGAUUAUUAAAUAUUCUUGUCAUUUAAAUUCUAUUGUUUCAACCAUGAUAGUUUCCCCUCUGCAUUUAAAAAAUACUACAGGUAGCUUAAAUAACUGGUAAUAUUUUAUAUAUAUAUAUGUAUAUAGGAUUCAUACAGGGGGAAAAAUCUUGUUAACCUAUGCCAUAGAGGAGGAAAACUUCACACUAUCUAAAUUUAUACCUCUUGCAGUUCUCCAGUCCUUUGCCUGGAGGAUUUUUUUUUCUUUUCUAGAUUUGUCCAUAUCAUAAUUUGUAAUGGAUGGUAACUUGAUACAUUUGUGUGAUAUAAAAGUAGCGAGCCCUGUUUUACAACUUUAUAUCAUCCCUUCCCUUUUCUGCAAUGGUACUAUUGGCUGGAAGAAAAACAUUUGCUAGAUUUUUUAGGACAGUACAUCUUUCCUGUAUAGUAGUUUUUCUAUUACCAAAAUUGUUUUAUAAUCAGCAGUGGAAAGUGCAGGUUGUCUGAACCAACUUCAGUCGAGCACCUGUCUGCCAUAGCUGUUCCUUCAACUGAGUGCUGCACAUCAUGGGCUCUGUCUGUGAGAGAGAAAUCCAGGUGCUUGGUGUCCUUGCAUGACAUGAAGUUUUGCAUGUAGAUCGAUUUGAAAUGUUCCUCUUGUUUACAUAAUUUGCAUAAUUUAAAAGAUAAUGUUGCCAAACUUUGGUAAAUGUUAAUGUUCAAAACAAAAAUCUCCACUACAUGUAACUUUUCUUCCUCUGGAUCAGUACGUGGCUUAUAAUCCCAGCCAGUGGUUGUAUCUGUUCCAGUGUCAACUGCCAUGUGCUCUGCUUCAAGGGGGAACUAGUCUUUUGUGAAUUUUUUGUACAUAAGUAUUUGUUACAAACAUUUUAGCAAAUGCUUUCGAUUUCUCUUACUUGCUUGUGCAUAUCUUGGCUGGCAUUAUAGAAAUUAGUGCUAAUGUUAUUUCCUUAGGGGGACUGGAAAGGGAGGGAUGAGGUUGUUUUUUGUUUUUUUUUUUUUAGUUUGUGUGGGGAAAAAUGAUUUAUGUUGAAUGUUUAGUUUUUUCCUCUGCAUGCUACAUCAUAUGUUGUGGGAACUAUAAGAACCUUCAUACUAUAUGAAUACAAAAUAAACUAUUUGAACCUUG
Molecule: messenger RNA, 4045 nt
Organism: Cuculus canorus (common cuckoo)
Lineage: Eukaryota; Metazoa; Chordata; Aves; Cuculiformes; Cuculidae
Gene: PPP3R1
Product: protein phosphatase 3 regulatory subunit B, alpha
Exons: 5
Coding region: 1426-1920 (164 amino acids)
Molecular function (GO): calcium ion binding; calcium-dependent protein serine/threonine phosphatase regulator activity
Source: RefSeq, a predicted model, not a curated record